GGCCUUUGUGUGUGUGAUAAAUAUUUCGCUGAAAAUAAAUACAGAGUUUGUGAAGUGAUGCUUUUUACUUGGAUUAUAAAUUGUGGGUUUUGUUUUUGUGUUCAAAUGUAAAUGAAGUAAUUUAAUACACGAUUUACGAAUUGAAAAUAGGUUAUGGCUUCAAAAAGAAGAACCUUCAAGGGACUUUCAGACGAUAGCGACCAAUCAGAUACUGAGUUUCAACCGUUAUAUGAAGACAAUGACGAAGACCAGAGAACUGCCCAAGAAACCAAAGGAUGGAACCUUUUCCGGGAAGUACCAGUCAAGAAAGAGAGUGGAUCUAUGGCCACAGUUGCAUGGAUUGAUAAAAGCGUGAAAGUCCUUAAACUUCUAGCAUAUAUAAUCGUAUUUGGGUUAGUAAUCCUGAGUGCAGUGGUAGCGAAAGGAUCGUUGCUUUUUAUUACUUCGCAACUACGGAAAGGACGCAGGAUUACACAUUGCAACAAAGCAUUAGCUCUUGAUAAACAAUUUGUAACGGUCUUGACAUUAGAGGAACGGAUAACUUGGCUUUGGGCAGCUUUAAUAGUUUUCUCAGUCCCGGAGAUCGGAGUAUUUUUAAGAUCAGUGAGGGUAUGCUUUUUCAAAACCGCUUCGAAACCAUCAAUUUGGAUUUUCAUUUUGGCUUUCUUGAUCGAGACUUUGCAAACCAUUGGAAUUGCAACGCUGGUGCUUUUAAUUUUGCCAGAACUGGACGUAGUAAAAGGAGCAAUGUUGAUGAAUGCUCUAUGUAUCAUACCGGGGUUUCUAAAUGCUUUCACAAGGGAUUCUACGAGCCCACGAUAUUUCUUAAUAAUACUUUUGGAUGUACUGGCAGUAUCAGCGCAAGUUACUGCAUUUGUUGUUUGGCCAUUGCUAGAUGGAACUGUUGUUCUCUGGUCGAUAGCAAUGGCUAGUAUAUUCAUUUCAAUAGGAUGGUGGGAAAAUUUUAUUGGCUGUGUCGAUCGACAUAGUUCUGUGCUACUUUUGUAUCUUUCUGAAAUACGAACUAGAUUGAAAAAGUCUCGAUACUAUACGCAAAGGAUUCUCUCAAUUUGGAAGAUAAUUGUAUUUAUUAUUUGUAUUAUGGUAUCAAUGAGCUUUCAAGGCGACGAUCCUUUGCAAUUUCUCCUCUCUGUCACUGACGCCUUCGGAGAGAGGGAAUACUACGUACAUGAGAUUCAAGCAAUUAUGGAACAUGGCAUAAAUGAACUAGACCAUACUACAAUUGAAGGUAGUUUUAAAUUAUUAGCUAAAUGGGAUACAUCUCUAUGGAUCGCGCUGAUCCAAGUGCUUGCUGCAUAUCUCUGCUUUAUUUGCGCCAAGUUCGCCUGCAAGAUUCUUAUUCAGAAGUUCAGUUUCACAUUUGCGUUGAGCCUUGUUGGACCUGUGACUAUAAAUCUAUUGAUUUACAUCUGUGGACUUCGGAAUGCAAAUCCAUGUGCGUUUUAUGGAAUUGUUCCCGAAUAUUUGGGCUAUACAAUACCUCCAGUGUACUUUUUAAAGCAUUAUAUAAGCCGAGAGAUGACGUGGAUUUGGAUUCUUUGGUUGAUGUCGCAAGCCUGGAUUACGAUCCACACUUGGGCCCCGCGCUGUGAACGACUCGCUGCUACCGACAAGCUAUUCGCGAAGCCUUGGUACAGCGGCGUUUUGAUCGACCAGUCACUCCUUAUGAACAGAACGAGAGAUGAUGAUAUGGAAAUACCCGUAGAAGAUUUAAAAGAUCUGAGAGAUGACGCGUCCCUGUGCAGUUCUAUUAGCAACCCGAGAGAUAUUCGACCUUCAGAUUCUGUAACGAGAGUUUACAUAUGCGCGACCAUGUGGCACGAGACUAAAGAUGAAAUGAUGGACUUCUUGAAAUCUAUCCUUCGGUUGGACGAAGAUCAGAGUGCGCGUCGAGUUGCACAAAAAUAUCUGGGCAUUGUUGAUCCAGAUUACUAUGAACUCGAAGCUCACAUUUUCCUAGACGAUGGAUUUGAAGUUUCGGACCACAGCGCCGAAGAUUCGCAAGUGAAUCGUUUCGUGAAAUGUCUCGUAGACACUGUCGACGAGGCCGCCUCGGAAGUACACUUGACUAAUGUUAGACUCAGACCACCGAAAAAAUAUCCAACGCCCUACGGCGGAAGACUUGUGUGGACGCUACCAGGAAAGAACAAAAUGAUUUGCCACUUGAAGGAUAAAAUGAAGAUAAGACACAAGAAGAGAUGGUCACAGGUGAUGUAUAUGUAUUAUCUGCUGGGCCAUCGCCUCAUGGACUUGCCGAUAUCGGUAGAUCGCAAGGAAGUGAUAGCGGAGAACACGUAUCUGCUUGCGUUGGACGGAGAUAUUGAUUUUAAGCCGAGCGCUGUCACUCUGCUUAUUGAUCUGAUGAAGAAGGAUAAGAACCUAGGGGCUGCUUGCGGUCGUAUUCACCCAGUUGGCUCUGGUUUCAUGGCAUGGUAUCAAGUCUUCGAGUAUGCGAUUGGUCAUUGGCUACAAAAGGCCACGGAACAUAUGAUCGGCUGCGUCCUAUGUAGUCCAGGGUGCUUCUCUCUGUUCCGAGGGAAGGGUCUCAUGGACGACAACGUGAUGAGGAAGUAUACACUGACGUCUAGCGAGGCACGCCAUUACGUGCAGUACGAUCAGGGUGAGGACAGAUGGCUCUGUACACUACUCCUCCAACGAGGAUAUCGUGUGGAGUACUCCGCGGCUUCGGACGCGUACACACACUGCCCCGAGCGCUUCGACGAGUUUUUCAAUCAGCGGCGUCGCUGGGUGCCCUCCACCAUGGCCAACAUCUUGGAUCUGCUGGGUGACUCCAAACACACGGUGAAGGUCAACGAUAACAUAUCCAUGCUGUAUAUUGUUUAUCAAAGUAUGUUGAUGUUGGGUACAAUUCUGGGGCCAGGCACUAUAUUCCUGAUGAUGAUUGGAGCCAUCAACGCGAUAACUGGCCUGAGCAACUUACACGCGCUCCUGUGGAACGCUGUUCCUAUAUUUAUAUUCAUAGUAGUCUGCAUGACUUGUAAAUCUGAUAUACAGUUGAAGUUGGCAAACGUAAUAACAUGCCUGUACGCGAUGGUGAUGAUGCUGGUAAUUGUUGGCAUCACCUUGCAAAUAGUGGAAGACGGCUGGUUGGCUCCCACCAGCAUAUUCUUCGUGGCCACCUUCGGAAUGUUCUUCGCAACUGGCAUCCUUCAUCCGCAAGAGAUCAAGUGUUUGCUGUACAUCGCCAUAUACUAUAUCACAAUACCUAGCAUGUAUAUGUUGCUGAUUAUCUAUUCGCUCUGCAAUCUCAAUAACGUGUCGUGGGGUACUCGGGAAGUUGCCCAAAAGAAAACAUUGAAGGAAAUGGAGUUAGAGAAAAAGGCGAUGGAGGAAGCGAAGAAUAAAAUGAGUAACCAGAGCUUGAUGAGUUGGUUCGGUAAAUCGGAGGAGACGAGCGGUUCUCUAGAGUUCAGUAUAUCAGGGUUGUUCCGUUGUAUGUGCUGUACGAACCCCAAGGAUCACAAGGACGACCUACAUUUGCUGCAAAUUUCUAACUCCCUUGACAAGAUUGAGAAGAGAUUGGAAGCUCUUGGUGCACCGCCUGAUAUAGAAAAUAGCAGGCCGCGCCGCAGAUCUUCCAUCGGUAUGCGAGCAGACACUCUGUCUCUGUUGCCGGAGUACGAGGACAGCGAGGCCUCGGUGGAGAUACCAAGAGAAGAGAGAGAUGACUUAAUAAAUCCAUAUUGGAUAGAAGACCCAAAUCUUCAGAAAGGCGAAGUGGAUUUUCUCACUACUGCUGAGACAGAGUUUUGGAAAGAUCUUAUCGAUACUUAUUUGAGACCACUUGACGACAAUAAGGAAGAAAAGGACCGUAUAACAACAGACCUGAAGAACCUCCGCGACAUGAUUGUUUUCGCAUUCCUCAUGUUGAACGCGUUGUUUGUACUGGUGGUAUUUCUUCUGCAGCUUAAUCAAGAUCAACUCCACGUGCGAUGGCCCUUCGGACAGAAAGUCGACAUCAAGUACGAUAGAGAGCAUAAUGUGAUUAAAAUCGAUGGAGAAUACUUGAUGCUGGAACCCAUCGGUUCAAUGUUUAUUAUAUUCUUCGGUGUCGUGAUGGUCAUUCAGUUUCUGGGGAUGCUGUUUCACCGAAUGGGAACACUGACGCAUCUGUUAUCGACUGUACAGCUCAACUGGUACUUUGCUAAGAAUUCCGAAGACAUGACAGGCGAUGCGAUGUUCGAGAAGCGAGCGGUGGACAUCGCAAAAGACUUGCAGAAGUUGAACGUGGACGACCUGGAGAAGCGAGGCGUCGACGAGUCGAACGUGUCCAGGCGGAAGACGCUGCACAACCUGGAGCGGUCACGUGACCAGAGACAGAGUGUCGUCAAUCUGGACUCAAACUUCAAACGACGCCUGACAAUACUGCAGAAUGGCGAUUCGAAUGAAAUAACUCGUCUGCCGUCGUUGGGUGGCGACACGGCGACCCGUCGCGCGACACUGCGCGCGCUGAUGACGCGACGAGACUCAGUGCUCGCUGAACGACGGCGAUCACAACUGAACACAUCCGGCUAUCUCUACGAUGAACCAAUCAACCCUUUGAACGAUUUGUCUAGUCGGUCCAGUAUGUUGGCAUACGGGAAUAGAGGCUAUGAACCCGCUUUAGACAGCGAAGAGGAAGUCACGCCCCCGAUGCGACGCAGUACCGUUCGUUUCCGAGAGCGAGAGAGCUAUAUGUGAUCGUAUGUUCUCUGACCAGUGAUUUCGUCCAAUUAUUGUGAUAAUAAAUUAUUUUUAUGUGA
Leptidea sinapis is the source of this 4784-nucleotide messenger RNA. RefSeq names its product chitin synthase chs-2-like. The transcript is spliced from 24 exons. Gene Ontology annotation, molecular function: chitin synthase activity. Gene Ontology annotation, cellular component: cell periphery; cell septum. The record is from RefSeq and is a predicted model, not a curated record. NCBI's taxonomy places the organism in Eukaryota, Metazoa, Arthropoda, Insecta, Lepidoptera, Pieridae. Bases 154 to 4722 code for a protein of 1522 amino acids.